AUGUCGGAUAUGGAAGAUAUUAAGAUAAUUGAUAUUGUAAAAAAAAGAAAACAUUCAAGAAAAAAGAAAAAAAUUGAAAAAAGUUCAUAUGAUGUAAUAGACGAGGAAGCUAUGAAUGAUAUUGAUGAUAAAUUAAAAGCACAAGAUUUUUUGGCACUAAAUCCUGGAAGAAAAGCAACAUAUCUUUUGAAAAAUAUUUUUAAUUAUACUAUAUUUAGAAAACCUCAUCAAAGAAAUGUUGUUGUUGAUGCAAUAAAAAGAAAUAGUGAUAUAUUUGUAUCUUUCCCUACUGGAGCUGGUAAAAGUUUAUGUUAUCAACUUCCAGCUUUAUCUAAACCAGGAGUAACAAUAGUAUUUUCUCCAUUGAUUGCUUUGAUUCAAGAUCAAAUUUCAUCUUUAUUAAAAAAAAAUAUUCGUUGCUGUGCCUGGGAUUCAACAUUAUCAACUAGUGAUCGUUCAACUAUAUCCAAAGAUUUGUUUUCCAAUUCUCCUAAAUAUCAUGUUGUUUACACUACUCCUGAAUCAUCAAAAAAUGAAUUUUUUAGGAGUAUGAUGAAGAGUUUAUAUUCAAAAAAUCUUUUAAAUUAUUUUGUUGUUGAUGAAGCACAUUGUGUAAGUCAAUGGGGACAUGAUUUUAGACCUGCAUAUCUAAUGAUAUCAGAAUUACGUGAUAUAUGUCCUAACGUUCCAUGGAUGGCUUUAACAGCUACUGCUAAUAAUUUGGUUGAAGAAGAUAUUCUUAAACAAUUAAAAUAUCCCAAAAAAUUUAAAACAUAUAGAACUUCACCUUAUCGAUCAAAUCUUUUUUAUGAUGUUGUAAUUGCAGAAUAUUUACUUAAAAAAGAAGAAGAUAUAAAAAAUAAAGAAAAUAAAGAUUGUAAAACAGUGGUAAAUACAAUGAGUGCUAUGGAUUAUAAAAAUCAAAGAGAAAGAAAUUGUACAGAAGUCAUUCAAAGAGAUGCUGUAAAAUAUAUAAAAAAUUUAAUUAAUACUUACAAAAAAAGAAAUGGAAAGGAAUUUAAAGGAUUUAGUGGUAUUGUUUAUUGUAGAUCAAGAGUGAAAUGCGAAGAGAUGUCAAAUUUUUUUAUUCAAAAUGGUAUUUCAUCUUGUCACUAUCAUGCUGGACUAGGAAAGGAUGAGAAAAAAAAUAUUCUCGAUAAGUGGAUGGUAAAUGAAUUGACUGUUAUUUGUGCUACAAUUGCUUUUGGUAUGGGUAUAGACAAGUCAGAUGUUAGAUUUGUAAUUCAUACUAGUACUCCAGAUGACUUGGCUUCAUACUAUCAAGAAAGUGGUAGAGCAGGAAGAGAUGGAGAAAGGAGUUAUUGUAGAAUAUAUCAUUCUUCAUACAUUAAAAGUAAUGAAAAAGAUAACGAAGAAGAAAAAAAUAGAAAAUGUAAACAAUUAAAUUAUACUUUUGAAAAGAUGAUAGAAUAUUGUGAAAAAGAAAAGUGUAGACAUAGUAUGUUAUGUGAGUACUUUGGAGAAACUGAAUGUAUUCGUUGUGAAAAAAACUGUGAUUUUUGUAGAGAUAAAGAUAGAUUUCACAAACAGAUGGAGUCAUUUCGUAACGAAAUAGAAACAAAUAUUGCAUCGAGUGGAACAAGUUUCACAAGGAAAAGAAUUACAAAUGAAGAAAUUAAUCCCCAUGACAACGAUAUUUUAAAUAAACCAAAAAAAUCGUUUUUUGAGAAAGCUAGUGGAAUGUUAAUAAUAAACCAUAUUAAAAAAGUAAUUCUAUAUAUUAUAUUUUUGAUUAAGAAACAUUGUUUAUUAAAGUUUUUGAAGAAGUUAAAGAGAAAAUGA
Strongyloides ratti is the source of this 1803-nucleotide messenger RNA. Its product is annotated as ATP-dependent DNA helicase Q5. The transcript has 5 exons. Bases 1 to 1803 code for a protein of 600 amino acids. Gene Ontology annotation, biological process: double-strand break repair via homologous recombination. Gene Ontology annotation, cellular component: cytoplasm; chromosome. Gene Ontology annotation, molecular function: four-way junction helicase activity; ATP binding; 3'-5' DNA helicase activity. The record is from RefSeq and is a predicted model, not a curated record. Lineage: Eukaryota; Metazoa; Nematoda; Chromadorea; Rhabditida; Strongyloididae.